CCCCCAGGGGCCAUCCCGGAUCCUGCCUGGGGCCCGGGGCUUCUGCCCCCCUGGGCCAUCCCCCUGCCCUCCCCGGGUGAUCCUCCCUCAGAGCCAGGGCCCGGUUCUGCCAGGAGCCCCUGGACCCCCCUCCCCAGGGGUCCCCCCAAGCCUGGAUUCCCCCUGGGAUCCCCCCCCAGGCCCAGCCCUUCCCCAGGCCUGGGCCUGCUCCCCUCCCAGGCCUGCGGCCUGCCCCUCAGGGGAUCCCCCUGAGGCCUCCUGCCCUGAUCUGCCCUCCAGGGACUCCCCCAAUGGAAUCCCCGAUGGGGAUUCCCCCCAGGCUACCUUCCUGACACCACCCCACCAAGUUUUGGGGCCUCCCUCCCUAUGUUAUCCUUCCCCAUGGAGACAUAAGAUCCUUCCUAAUGGGGUCUGAGGGCAUCCUUCCCCUGGAGCCCCCCUGUGUUGAAAUACCUUCCUCCAGCUUGUUCUCCUCCCUUGGGAGACCUCUGAAUCCCCCCAAAGUCCUCAAAUGUCCCCCCAGCUCCCUUGGAUCUGGGGGACCCCUCUCUUCUCCAAGCAUGUCCCCACCUCUGGGGAGGAUUUUGCUGGAUCUGUGAGCCGUGCGGGAGUGAUUUCGGGAAGAGGGUGAGGAGGGAGCCGGCGGGACCGUCCUGGGCACAGGCAGGUGGAGGAUGAACGGCGAAGCCGAGUGCCCUGCAGACCUGGAAAUGACAGCUCCCAAAAACCAAGACCGCUGGUCGCAGGAGGACAUGCUGACCCUCCUGGAGUGCAUGAAGAAUAACCUGCCCUCCAACGACGGGAGCAAGUUCAAAACCACCGAGUCCCACCUGGAUUGGGAAAAAGUGGCUUUCAAGGACUUCUCAGGGGAGAUGUGCAAGAUGAAGUGGAUGGAGAUCUCUAAUGAGGUGAGGAAAUUCCGGACCCUCACAGAGCUCAUUAUGGAUGCUGAAGAGCAUGUGAAGAAUCCUUACAAAGGCAAAAAGCUCAAGAAACACCCCGACUUCCCCAAGAAGCCCCUGACUCCCUAUUUCCGCUUCUUCAUGGAGAAGCGAGCCAAAUACGCCAAGCUUCACCCCGAAAUGAGCAACCUGGAUCUCACCAAGAUCCUGUCCAAAAAAUACAAGGAGCUUCCUGAGAAGAAAAAGAUGAAAUACAUCCAGGACUUCCAGCGAGAGAAGCAGGAGUUUGAGAGGAACUUGGCGAGGUUCAGGGAAGACCACCCGGAUCUCAUCCAGAACGCCAAGAAAUCCGACGUCCCCGAAAAGCCCAAGACCCCCCAGCAGCUGUGGUACAACCACGAGAAGAAGAUCUACUUGAAAGUGCGUCCAGAUGCCACCACGAAGGAGGUGAAAGAGUCGCUGGGCAAGCAGUGGUCUCAACUCUCGGAUAAAAAGAGGCUGAAAUGGAUUCAUAAGGCCCUGGAACAGCGGAAGGAGUACGAGGAGAUCAUGCGGGAUUACAUCCAGAAGCACCCGGAGCUGAACAUCAGCGAGGAGGGAAUCACCCGCUCCACCCUCACCAAGGCCGAGCGGCAGCUCAAGGACAAGUUUGACGGACGACCCACGAAGCCACCCCCGAAUAGCUACUCCCUGUAUUGUGCAGAGCUGAUGGCCAACAUGAAAGACGUGCCCAGCACGGAGCGGAUGGUGCUGUGCAGCCAGCAGUGGAAGCUGCUCUCCCAGAAGGAAAAGGACGCCUACCACAAAAAGUGUGACCAGAAAAAGAAAGAUUACGAGAUCGAGCUGCUCCGCUUCCUGGAGAGCCUGCCCGAGGAGGAGCAGCAGCGGGUGCUGGGCGAGGAGAAGAUGUUGGGCAGCAACCGGAAAGGGGCGACGAGUCCUGCAUCCAAAAAAUCCUCACCAGAGACCGGCAAGGCCAGCUCAGAGAAGCCCAAGCGGCCCAUCUCGGCCAUGUUCAUCUUCUCGGAGGAGAAGCGGAAGCAGCUGCAGGAGGAGCGGCCGGAGCUGUCGGAGAGCGAGCUGACCCGGCUCCUGGCCCGCAUGUGGAACGACCUCUCCGAGAAGAAGAAGGCCAAGUACAAGGCGCGGGAGGCGGCGAUGAAGGCGCAGUCGGAGAAGAAGCACGGCUCAGAUAAAGAGGAGCGUGGCAAGCUGCCCGAGUCUCCCAAAACUGCUGAGGAGAUCUGGCAACAGAGCGUCAUCGGGGACUACCUAGCUCGUUUCAAGAACGACCGGGGCAAAGCGCUGAAGGCCAUGGAGGCCACUUGGAACAACAUGGAGAAAAAAGAGAAGCUGAUGUGGAUCAAGAAGGCGGCCGAGGAUCAGAAGCGAUACGAGAGGGAGCUGAGUGAGAUGCGGGCCCCUCCGUGCUCCACCAACUCCACCAAGAAAAUGAAAUUCCAGGGAGAGCCAAAGAAACCCCCAAUGAACGGUUACCAGAAGUUCUCCCAGGAGCUCCUGUCCAACGGGGAGCUGAACCACCUCCCGCUGAAGGAGCGGAUGGUGGAGAUCGGCAGCCGCUGGCAGCGCAUCUCCCAGGGCCAGAAGGACCACUACAAAAAACUGGCAGAGGAGCAGCAGAAACAGUACAAGGUGCACCUCGACAUCUGGCUCAAGAGCCUCUCGCCCCAGGAGCGGGCUGCGUACAAGGAACACAUUUCCAACAAACGCAAGAGCAUAGGGAAGAUCCGGGGUCCCAACCCCAAGAUGAAGCCAACGAUGCAGUCCAAGUCGGAGUCAGAGGAUGACGACGAGGAGGAAGAGGAGGAGGAAGAUGACGAUGAAGAUGAGGAUGAUGAUGAUGACAACGGCGACUCGUCAGAGGAAGGCGGCGACUCCUCGGAGUCCAGCAGCGAGGAGGAGAGCGAGGACGGGGACGAGUGUGAAUGCCGAGUAAGUCACCAGAGUCAAAGCUUUACACCGGUGCAACUGAAAUCAGACUAUGCUGGAUGGCGCUGGGGCCAGAAACCGUGUCCGUGCCUUGUGCUCGCCACCGGACAGAACGACGAGGAUGAUGAGGACGAGGAUGAUGAGGACGAGGAUGACAACGACUCAGAGGGCAGCAGCAGUUCCUCCUCCUCCUCGGGGGACUCCUCCGACUCUGACUCCAACUGAUCGGCCAAGCUCUUUGUAACGUCGUUUGGUCUCUCGGUUUCGGUCCCAAAUCCCCCCUGCAGCCCCUCAAAAUCCUUCCUCCUCUUCCUCCUGCCCCCCCGUGGGACCCCCAGCGCGGGGAGCGGGGGCCGGGGGGACCCCUCCGCCGAGCUCACACUACGGAGGGGGAUCAGGGGCUGCUUCCCCCAGGCUGGGGGGCGAGGAGAGAGCCCCCCACCCCUGCCCCCCUCUUUACACCCGAGGGGAAGCGAUUUUUUUUUUGGAAUUUCAUUCUUUCCAGGGGGGUGUCUCUCCAUCCCUACCCCCAUAACCCCCUCGCUACCAGCUCUGGACUUCCUAGAAAGAGAAGAAAAACACACAGGAAGAAAAAAAAAAAAAAAAAACAAAAAAACAACCAACCAACAACACCCCCCACACCUUUUUUUUUUUAUUAAAAAACCCAGAAAUGGGAAGAAAAUGCCCUGGCCACGCAGCCCCUCAGGCAGCGGGCGCGGAGCACGAGCCGAGGGGCUCAGGACUCAGCCGAUGGGACAAUGCCUCCUUCUCCUUGCAACCCCCCCCCCAGCCCUCUGCGCACCCCCCCCCCAGCAUCUUGGGGGUCCUCCCCACCCCCCAAAAACCUUGUACAGUCUGGAAGCUGCCCCGGGAGCUGCCCGGGAACUCCACAUCCACGGCACUUGGGUGACCCGCGUGUCCCCGGAGGGGGGGUGGGAGCGGCGUGGGGGGGGGUGUGGGUGUGUGUGC
This is a messenger RNA of Vidua macroura (Pin-tailed whydah), 3821 nucleotides long. It is a transcript of the gene UBTF, whose product is annotated as upstream binding transcription factor. The record is from RefSeq and is a predicted model, not a curated record. Bases 675 to 3077 code for a protein of 800 amino acids. NCBI's taxonomy places the organism in Eukaryota, Metazoa, Chordata, Aves, Passeriformes, Viduidae. The transcript is spliced from 22 exons.